UUCGUGUGAAGCUAUCCUGAUAAUAACAUACAAGAGUGAGGGCCAUCGCAAAACAUUUAUCCUGACCUCUAUUGGCUCUCCACCACAUGCCUCCUCAACCAUCUCCACGAAUUUUUUCAUGACUCCAUCGCCCAUUAGUCUAUUCAUACAAUUCGCUAAAAUAAAAAACUAUUGUCUUCGGAUUGGCGUUCGACACGCGUUUGGUAGCCCAUUAUUCACUGGCCCCCGGGGCUCGUCGAACCGAACUGGCUCUGCAGUUCCAACUGUUCUUUCCUAUCAGCUUCAUACUUGUCGAAAUCGAAAAACUCGUUCAAAUCAAUGUCGUCAUCAUGGCUCUCCGACAUGUCGAGUAGAUGUUUCAGCGGAACCGGGACUAGGCGCCCUUCAGGCUGGACACGCUCCUUCGCGUCUCUUUGCAUCUUAUCUAUCAGAGCAUUGCCACUGCCGAUUCUGACGCCGAGCGUCACGUCAAUAAAAUUGCUACUGUAGUUGAUGCCAUGGAUUACGUAAUGCUCGACCAUACGCUCACGGUGGCAAGCGUAGUCGAGGAGGUUCUGAGGUUUCUCACGGAGACAUUCCAUGAUCAUUUUCUCGAAGCGCCUGCAGAUAUUGCAGUAAGGGCGGGAUGCUGUUCUGACACCUACGAAGCCAAGGAUGUCUGGAUCGAGGAUAGGUUGACCACCUGUUGUAUGUUAGCAAGGUCCUUCAGCAUGACAUGCUGUUUCAGUGUGGAUGGGCCCAUCGCGCGUUUCGCCUUGAAGAAUAGCCAGUCGAUAGUUGAGACUAGCUGCGGAUACGAAUGCCACGAAAACGAAUACCGCGAACGGCCGUGUGAUUUGGUUUGA
Molecule: messenger RNA, 845 nt
Organism: Periconia digitata
Lineage: Eukaryota; Fungi; Ascomycota; Dothideomycetes; Pleosporales; Periconiaceae
Source: the annotation of a GenBank genome assembly